This is a messenger RNA of Helianthus annuus (common sunflower), 1328 nucleotides long. Its product is annotated as probable xyloglucan endotransglucosylase/hydrolase protein 28. The transcript has 4 exons. Gene Ontology annotation, molecular function: hydrolase activity, hydrolyzing O-glycosyl compounds; xyloglucan:xyloglucosyl transferase activity. Gene Ontology annotation, biological process: cell wall biogenesis; xyloglucan metabolic process. Gene Ontology annotation, cellular component: cell wall; apoplast. The coding region runs from base 126 to 1076 and encodes 316 amino acids. Lineage: Eukaryota; Viridiplantae; Streptophyta; Magnoliopsida; Asterales; Asteraceae. The record is from RefSeq and is a predicted model, not a curated record.
UCGUAUCCCUUUGGAUUAAAAUCCACCACCCCUCUCUGACCCUCAGUCGAUAAAAGCUACCUCUCUCUCACUCACUCACUCACUCUCUUGGGGAUUGUAAUUUGUAACCUGAACAACAAAAUCAAAUGGAUUAUUUGCUUUUAAUACUAGGCUUUGUUUUUGCUCUGGCUUCUGGGUCUUCAACCACUCUGCCCAUUUCAUCUUUUGAUGAAGGUUUUUCCCAUUUGUUUGGAGAUAAUAAUAUGCAGGUUUUGAAAGAUGGAAAAUCUGUUCAUUUAUCUCUUGAUCAAAGAACAGGUUCUGGAUUUCUAUCACAUGACCUUUAUCUUCAUGGAUUCUUCAGUGCCUCUAUCAAGCUUCCUGCUUAUUACACUGCUGGUGUUGUUGUUGCUUUUUAUAUGUCAAAUGGAGACAUGUAUGAGAAAAAUCAUGAUGAAAUCGACUUUGAGUUCUUGGGUAAUAUCAAAGGAAAAGAAUGGAAAAUACAAACCAAUGUUUAUGGCAAUGGAAGCACAAAUGUUGGAAGAGAAGAAAGAUAUAGCCUUUGGUUUGAUCCUUCUAAUGAUUUUCAUCAAUAUAGCAUUCUUUGGACUCAAGAUCACAUAAUAUUUUAUGUUGAUAAUGUCGCUAUUAGAGAAAUUAAAAGAACCGAAUCGAUGGGUGGGGACUUCCCAUCCAAGCCCAUGACAUUAUAUGCGACAAUAUGGGAUGCCUCGGAAUGGGCCACAAACGGAGGCAAGUACAAGGUAAAUUACAAAUACGCCCCUUACGUUGCUGAAUUUUCUAACUUUGUCCUCCAUGGAUGCACGGUGGACCCCAUCGACCUCAUGUCAUUGCAAUGUGACCCGGAAACAAGUAUUGACUCAAUAAUACCUAUGGAGAGGAUCAAAAUGGAGAGCUUUAGAAAGAAUCACAUGAAAUACUCAUAUUGCCAUGACAAAAAAAGGUACACAACGCCCCCUUCCGAAUGUGUUGUGGAUUCUAAAGAAGCCAAGUGGCUGAAAAACUUCAACCCCAUUACACUUGGUGAUAGUGGUCACCUUCACCACCAUGGGAAGAGACACCAUCAGAGUUGAUCAGAAUCCUCCUGUAUAAUAAUUACAAUUAUUGCUAUUAUCUAUUUACCUAUGUUGGUUGAUCAAUGGGGUUGCUUUUUAUGUGAAUAGCAUGGGCAAUGAGUGGGAUGGCAUGUUUGUAGUUUGUAGCUUAAUGAUGGAUGAUGUUAAGGGUGAUGACGGUGUAAUGUUGUUACAUAUUUGUAUAUUAUGUAUUGAUUUUGUAUUCUAUUUGGACUACCUAUAAUCUGAAGUUAUCGCUUGUUUAUAAUA